This is a messenger RNA of Rotaria sordida, 6555 nucleotides long. The record is from the annotation of a GenBank genome assembly. NCBI's taxonomy places the organism in Eukaryota, Metazoa, Rotifera, Eurotatoria, Philodinida, Philodinidae.
AUGAAUCGUCAAAAUGAUAAUACCAAUAAUAGAUAUUAUGCUUAUUUACCUCCAACAGGUCCACCAUCAUCUCGAAAUUCUUCGUCAAAUAGUAUAAAUCGUAAUGCACAUUAUCAAUAUUAUGAUCCUCGUUUACGUGCUCGACAACAAACACAGCAAAAUCUUUAUGAAAUUCAAUAUUCAAAUAGAAGUCCUAAUCGAAGUCCACCUUCUUUAUAUGGUUCGCCACGUAAUCAAUAUUCUUAUCAACUACCACCAUUUCUUCAAGAUUUACCAUCAUCAUUAUCAGCAAAUACGAUUGCUGAUUUAGGUGAACCAAUAUCUAUAUUUGAUGAUAUUAAACCAUUAGAACAACGACGAGCAAUUGUUGCUCCACAUUUACCAUCAACAUAUGUACCACCAAAUCCAAGUCAACGUCCAUCUGUAAGUGAUGUUCGUCUUGCAACGGCACACGUUUUGCGAGGACAAUUAUUAGAUGAUAUUGAACGUACAAUAAAUGAUAUUGAUCGAGAUUUAACCUCACUUGAACGACGACCUUCAGUGCAACGUUAUAUGCCACCUCGUUUUUCACCUAUUAUAGAAUUAGAUACUCAAGAUGAAAAUCUCUUUCGACAAACAACAAAUACUAAUAAACCAGUUAGUGUUCCAACAAGAAAACCUAUUCCAAUGAUAACUUCACCUGUGAAUAAAAGAAUUCAACAGACAUCAGCACAUUCAACAACAACAAAAGAAAGAAAUAGUGGUACUAGUAGUCAAUUAUGGCCAAAUAAACCAAAACGUUUUUAUGAAGUUAUACCUAGUUUAACAAGUGAUUCAAGAAAAACGUCAAGACAAUCGUCUGUUGGUCCACAACAUGAACAAAUUAAAAUAACUGAAAUACAAUCACCACAAUCACCACCAAAACUAAUUGAGAAAAAUGUUUCAUCAUCAAAACUUCAAUUACGUGGUCAAUAUCAUUAUGCACCAGAAGUUGAAGAAAUUGAAAUACUUCCAAAUGAUCCAGAAAAUAUUGAUCAUAAAUCUAGAUUAGAUGAAAUGCAAGGAACAAGUCCUUAUGAAACAUUAGACACGAAUCAAUUUCUUCGUGAAUUAUCGAAUCCACCAGAAAGUCGUGCGAUGAUUUUUAUUCCAGAAUUUAGUGGUAAUAGUCAAAUAGGACAUCAUGAACCUAUUGAAGAUUUAACUCAACAUGAUCAAAUCGAUAAUACAAAUAUUGCUCGACCAUUAACAGUUGAUUCUUUCCAUGAUUUAAGACCAACUAAAGAAUUAACUAUUCAAGAUACUCAAUUACCUAUUCAAACAACACCAGAAGUUCAAAUCGAACCCGAAGUUAAAUCUCAAAAUAUAAUUACUCCGCAUGAAAUACAUUAUGAAACUGAAAUUGAUUUAGAAAAUCAAAUUAAUCCCAUUAUUUCAAAACCUAUUCAACAACGACGGCCAUCAACAAAAGUUUCAACGAUAACUCCAAUUGCUACUGAUGAUCUUCAGGAAAAAUCAUCUUCGUUACAAAUACCAACAAUUGAUCCUACUCUUGUUGCUGCUUCGUCUUCUUCUCCACGACCACCACCACCAACUCCUCCUCCUCCUCCUCCCCUUCCUGCUCCUUCUUCUUCUUCUUCCUCUCCUCCUCCUCCUCCUCUUCCUGCUCCUCCUGCUUCUCCUUCUCCUCCUCCUGCAGAUAACGAUGCUAGUGGUCCUGUUGCAUAUUUCUUUAGUGAUUUUGGAAAUGAAGGCGAAGGUGAAGAAGAUCUAGUAUCAAUUGAUGAAAGUAAUUUUGCUGUGCCAACUGGUGCAGAUAUCAUAGCUGAUGAUAGUGCCAAUAAUAGUUUAAUGGGACAAUCUCAAGCAUCAUUAUUACAUUUACGUUCGGCGCACGUGCCACAACAGCAGCAGCAGCAGCAACAACAACAACAGCUUACCUCGGCAAUGUCGUCAACUACAAAGAAUAACAAUGAGCAUAGAAAAAUAGAAGAAAAUAAAGAAAUAGAAAGCAAAGAAACCGAUGCAACAAAAAAACGUAUAACAACUACUACUUCAGUUUUACCGUCGUCGUCUUCAUCACCAGAAAAAAUCUUACCUUCUUCCACUAUUGACGACAUGCAAACUCAAUUUACUAGAAAAAACAGUACAGGUAGCGACGAUCAUCAUCGACAAUCGUCAAGUAAAAUGGCAAAUACAGAUGCAACUAAUUCAAAUAUCGACGAACAAGAAAAACGUUUAAAUAAUUCACAAAUUCGUCUUCGUUCAUCAUCAUCAUCAAAAUCUUAUCAUAUGCAUUCUCGCAUUCAAUCAGCAACAUCGGAAAAACAUGAUGAACAAAUUAAAAAUAAUAAUGAAGAAAUGCAUAGAUUAUUAUCAUCAUCACGUCAUACUACUCCAUUAAAAAGUAUCGAUAAUGAACAUAUUCAAACACCCGAUAGAAUUGAUUCAGCUAAUCAACGAAUAAAAUCAUCAUCGAAAACAUUAUCACGUAAUAUGUCUAGAACUUCGACUCAUACAAAAAAUGAUGAAGAAAUAAUACGUAUUGAUUCUGCAAGAAAAAGUUCAUUACAUAAUCUCGAUAGAGAAAAUUCAACUAUUAGUUCAAGAACAGUAUCUCGUCAGCCAUCGAUGGCACCUAGUGAACGAUCUCAUACAAGUCAACGAAGACCUGCUUCAUUACGUCCAUCUUCUAAUAACGAUGAAGUAGGUCAAUUAAUUAAUUCACAUGAUUAUGUAAAUAAAACACCAACAAAUGAAAAUGAACCAAAUGCAUUUUCAGCUGAAAGUGAACAUUUUCUUUAUAAUGAACCACAAAUAUCAUAUGAUCUUAAUCAACGAUUACCAAGUAAUUAUUCAUUAUCUAAUCCUAGUGAAUCUCGUCGUAGUUCAGCAGCAAGUUCAACACUUCCUGUUACACUUGGUUCACCUGAUAAUGACGAUAAUCAACCAAAAACAUCAAGAACAACAACACCAAAGAAGAAAAAUUCUGUUGCUUCAAUUGAUAUGCCACCCGAUCCAAAUAUAAUUCUUACAACAACUGAUGAUCCAGAUCCUAAUGAUCCAUCAAUAAUAAAUAGUACAAUACAUUUACAAAUAUUAUCCUCUCAACAACCUAAUAAUGAUAUAUUUAUUACAGAACGUAAUGAACCUAGUCCAUUAGAAAAUAUUGUACCAAUACAAGAAUUUCCAACUCGUAUUCAAUCUGUUGAAUUACCAACCGAAGAAAAUUUAUAUAAAUCUUCAUCUAAUAUACAUCAUAGUCCAUCAGCUGAAAUUGAACUCGUACCUGAUAAUGAAUUGCCACCAAUAUCACCAGAAAAUAGUAUUCGUCUUCAAUCUAUUUCACCAUCCAAUCAUGAACAAGAUGAAUUAUUAGAUCAAAUACCUUCACUAUCUAAAAUUGAAUAUCAACAAGAAUCACCACGAGAAAGUCCUGUAGUUUCGUAUCCAAAAACUCUUGAAGAUUUAAAGCGUUCAACUUCUCCACCAUUUCUAUCAUCAAAUGAACAUCAACAACAAGAACAAGAUGAAAAUAAUCGAUUACCAAUAGUAUCAACACCAACCAAUGAAACAACAACAACAAAUGAUUAUUAUAAUAGAGAACAAUUAAAACAUAAUGAUACACAUUCAUCAUUAAGUUCUCCACGUCGUAGUAUAUUGUCCGAUACCAAUCAUACAUCUGUUGAAGAUGAUGAUACAUUUGAACAACGAUUAAAUACACCAUCAAUAUCUCCUCAAAAUGAAAGAAUUAUAUCUCCUCAAAAUGAAAGAUUUAUAUCUCCUGAUUAUGAUGAUAAUAUUGAUAAUAAUCAAUAUGACAUUUCAAAACAAACUUUAAUAUCAUCACCAAUAAAACAAAUAUUUCCUAAUGAAAAUCAACAAUAUCCAUCAUCAGAAAAAUCAAAUUCAACAAUACAUGAUAAAUAUCAACAUCGUAACGAUGAACAUUUAUAUCGAAAUGAUAUUCAACUUAGUUCAGCAUCAAUUAAAUUUACUAAAAGUCAUUCUGCACGUUCAUCAUCAUCAUCACAAAUUCGACCAAUAUCUAAUGAAAAAGAUCUUCCAUCAAUGACUCCAAGUCAACAACAUUCAAAAUUAUCACUUCGAGUACGACAAAAAAAAUCAAAACGAAAAAAAUCAAUUGAUGAUCAACAACUAUUAUCACCACAAAUUGAUACAGUUGAUAUAGAUCAAAUGAAUAAUGAUGAUGAUAUUUUGGAAAAAAAACCAAAACAACGACAAUGUCGACGAGUAUCAUUUUCAAGUAGUAUUGCACAUUAUCAAAUGGAAGAACGAAAACUUCUAACAAAUUGGCGUGAACGUGUUGCUACUCUUUUAGCAAACAAACAUCGUCUAAAUGAAAAAUAUGCUCAUGUACAAUCACGUGUUAAUUCAUUUGCUAAUUUUGAGUAUCAACCAAAAAGAAUUAAGGUUAUGCCUGUUAGAAAAUUACAACCAAAAGUUAUUGAACCAAUAAAUGUUGAAGAAAGCAAAUUUGUAAAACGAAAAAAAUUCAAAAUAAAAAAACCAAAACCUCGACCAGUAAUAUCCAUUGAAGAGCUAACUGAUGAUGAACAACAACAACCAAUUCAGUCAGCAAAAGAUCCGGCACCUCAGUUAUUCGGACGACUUUGGUGCCUACCCGACGGAAGUCCGACAAUUUUUCAUGAACCUCUUGCAUGGAAUGCUGAGUCAAAAUUGGGUGGUUAUACAUAUGAAAAUCUUGAUUAUGAACCACAUCAUAACGAAUUCAAAAUUUUUAAUAAAAAACCCAAAUGGCAUAGUGAAUCAAAAUUAGCAGAACUUCGAAAAGAACAUAAACGCAUUCGUCAUCAACAACAUCCUGUUCCAACUAAUGUAUUACCAAUAAUACCUGAUAGAGGUGAAGCAUAUGUUUAUCAACAAUCAAGUUUAGAACCUGGAAUGGAAAGAAAAAUUUUUGAUAUACAAACUAACAUUCAACAAUCAGAAUUAAGAUUACAACAAAAUUUUACAGAUAAUCUAUCACAUCAAUCUUAUGGUUCAGCACCUUCGGAGAUACCUAUUUUUAAUGAAAAACUCGUAUGGACAAGAAAAUCAAAAAUAAAAGAUGCAACAUGGCAAAAUAUAAAUUAUCAACCAAAAAAAUCCGAAGUUCAAAUUUUUCAUAAAUCAGUUCAUUGGAAUAGUGAACCUAAAAUUCGAACACGUUCACCAUCAACAAUUUAUCCACUACGAACAUCAAUGAGUAAUGUUCAAAUAUUUGAUGAAAAAUUAAAUUGGGAUGCUCAAGCAAAAGUACAUUGUUGGUCAGAAAUUGAUCUUCGUCAAUUAACAAAAAAGAAAGCAAUUUUUGCACAAUAUCAUGAUCCAAAAUGGAAUGAUAUUGUAACACCUCGUGUUGAUGCAACUAAUUAUAAUUAUUCAAGACUUUCGAAUCGUGUUGAAAUUUUCUCUGAACAACUUGCAUGGGCAAAAGAUUCAGAAUUAAAAGAUUAUGUUUGGCAAAAUUUUGAUUAUAAAUCACAUCCACGAACUCGACAGUCAAACAAUCGACAACAUUUACAAGAUACUGAUCAAGAAAGUGAAAAAUUGGCGUUUGAUCUACAUCUUUCGAAUAUGUUCAUGUUUCAGUUUCGACGUGUGAACAGUCCAGCAAAUAAACCAAAAUGGAAUGCAGUAAGCAAAAUACGCAGUGUCAAUACAGUUUACAAUCCAAAUGCAACAAGUUCAACUACGAUACGACAAGGAUGGGAUCAAGAACUUCGUCGAAGACGAGUUCAUAAAUUACCACCAUUAAAACGAAAAAGAAAACAUGAUGAUAUACCAAAAUUAACUAUUGAUGCUUCACCAUCGACAUUACCAUCUAAUGCACAAUUAUCUAUUGAGUAUAAUUAUGAUCUUUCUUCAGCAACACAAGAACAUACGGCUAGUAAUGAUUAUGCAACAACGUCAUCAAGACGAUCAAGCAAAGCACUUGUUCCAAUAAAUCAUCAUCGACAUUUUGCUGAGCUUGAAUUACUUAAUGAAACUCCUCGAUCACAGCGACCAGUACAACAGGAAUGGUAUGAUGAAAUGAAUAAAUCUCGUUUAACACAUAGAACAGAUAUGGGACGUACUACAACUCAUUCAUUUCGAAAUUCAAUUGAUUCUAUUCAUCAACCAAAUACACCUCGAGAACUAGCAACAUUUCGUUCAUCCACACGAAAUAGUCAAAAUAGUGUUAUGAGUGGUACAUUACUUGAUUCGAGUAUUCGAACAAAUCGAGCAACGGAAUUCCGUCUUUCAAAAGACAUGGAUGAACAUCAUCAACAUUCUCAUACACCAAGUCAGUCAAUGCCUAUUGAAAUACGUGGUUUUAGACUUGAAGGUACACAAUUGACUGUACCUGAUGAUGCCACAAUUCGUCCAUUAUCAAAUGUUAGUUAUGGAGCAAGUGCACGAGUUAAAAGUCGUCGUGUAUAUCCAUGGAGUAAUUUACAUCCACAUCGAACAUCAAGUCGAAAUAGUUCAUUAGUACCUAUUGCAGAACUUCGACGUCAAUCACUUGAUACAACAAUAACUGAAGCUCAACAAUUAAUUCAUGAAGAAUAA